Molecule: messenger RNA, 1125 nt
Organism: Dioszegia hungarica
Lineage: Eukaryota; Fungi; Basidiomycota; Tremellomycetes; Tremellales; Bulleribasidiaceae
Product: putative serine/threonine-protein kinase
Exons: 10
Coding region: 1-1125 (374 amino acids)
Biological process (GO): protein phosphorylation; vacuolar protein processing; regulation of vacuole fusion, non-autophagic
Cellular component (GO): Golgi apparatus; cytoplasm
Molecular function (GO): protein serine/threonine kinase activity; ATP binding
Source: RefSeq, a predicted model, not a curated record
AUGAACGGCGAUACUCUUGCUAUCACUCUUGACCGAAUCAAGUUCUACGCGCGGGACGCGGUGGUUACCUUGACCCAGUGUAUAUGCAAACCAGAUGCAACCCUCAAGAUAAACGGCCGGUCCUAUACAAUCGAAAAGCUCCUCGGCGAGGGCGGCUUCUCCUUCGUCUACCUGAUCAGGGACCAGACUUCCCAGCGUCUCUUUGCGCUCAAGAAGAUCCUGGUCACUUCGGGGCAGGAGGGCGUCAAGGAGGCUAUGCGGGAGGUAGAGGCGUAUAGGCGGUUCAGGCAUAAAAACGUGAUAAGGAUCCUGGACAGCGCGGUUGUGCAGGACGAAGGAGGGGAGGGCAAGAUAAUUUAUCUAUUCCUGCCUUACUACUCUCGAGGCAAUUUGCAAGACGCCAUGACCCAAACAAGCGUGACCGGUAACAAGAUGCCCGAGAAGCGGCUGUUGGAGCUAUUCCACGGAACGUGCUUGGCUGUCCGCGCUAUGCAUCACUAUCGCCUUCCAUCCAUCCCUAUUCAGUCCUACCCGCCUAGUACCGUCGACGACAUGUCACCGCUGAAUCCCGGCGGACCGCCAGAAGCUGUGUUCGACGGGGACGAGGAGCUAGCUAUGGGCAGCGGAAGCGGAGAGGGAAGCGAGGGAGAGGAGGUGCCGUAUGCGCACCGUGAUAUCAAGCCUGCGAACAUUAUGAUAUCGGAUGAUGAUGAGCCAAUCUUGAUGGACUUUGGAUCUACUAUAAAAGCUCGGAUACAUGUUGAUACCCGACAACAGGCACUCCUCGAGCAGGACAUAGCGGGAGAGCACUCGACUAUGCCGUAUCGCGCCCCCGAGCUCUUCGACGUCAAGACCGGCAAGACACUUGACGAGAAGGUUGACAUCUGGUCGCUAGGCUGCACGCUCUUUGCAGUCGCAUACGGCCAUUCACCAUUCGAGACGGAGGGCGCGUCCGUCGGGAUGGCGGUCAUGUCGGGUCGAUAUCGGCAUCCGGAGAAUAAUGGGGGGUAUAGCGAGAAGGUCAAGGGGCUGAUUGAUGGGAUGUUGGUGGUGGACCCCGAGAAAAGGCCGGACAUCGACCAGGUGAUUGCAAUGACCGAAUCAGCGCUAAGAGGAUCAUCAUAG